AUGUUUUAUUUAGACAUCGCAUGCCUUUUAAUUUCAUGUUUAUUUAUUGUAUUUGUAAAAUGUAUGGACAAAAAUCCUGCACCAAGGUUUGGAAUUUAUGAAAGGAAAGAUGGAAGGUAUUUUCUGAAAGUUAUAUUUUUGUAUGUUGUAUUAACGAUCAUAGGGUUUAAACGAAGACUGAGCAAUUUAAGAAAAAAGUUGCGCCGUUUGGAGAAGACCCAACCAUUGCUUUCCUCACAAAAGACGAUUGAUGUAAUCUCAUUGGAAGGAUCAAAUAAAUAUGGAGACUCUUUGAUUUUUAAAAUUACCAGAAGCAAGAGUAAACAAACAGGAUAUAUAUUCCUGAAAAUUGGUGAUAGUAAAUUAAAAGCUUCUAUCAAUUUGGACACAUGUAGAGAUAAAAAUGAAGAUCAUGGAGAAACCUUUUCUACCGAUGGUUUUAAACUGAACGUAAUUGAAGCGCUGAAAGCGUGGAGAGUGACUUACAGAGGAGAAAUUCCUGAGUUUGACAAUAUUAGUAAAACCCAUACAGUUGAAGUUCAAGGUAUAUGGGUAACUGAUAUACCCGUCUUUGAUUUUGAAGAUGCAGAUGCAUUAAAUUUGGCGAAAUGCUUGGCCUACGAAAAAUGGAACAUAGACCACUUUCUUAAUUUAAAAAGAUCUAGAACUACGUGUUACGAACAGUUUGGGACUUUGAUAGUAAAAGUAAAAAUAGAUGGUCAAGUACAUAAACUGAAAAUAGAUGCAAUCAAAAGUCGUCACUUGGGCCAUAAUAAUGCGAGUUACAUUUGGAAGGGAUGUGUGCAUCGAUUUAUUACAGAUGAAGGAGAUUGCUUUAGUUUACGCCAUACCUGCAACCCAAUAAUUACUUCUCGAAUGAUUGAGGGAUUUGUGUACAGCUCUAAAGAAAACAAAACACAUCCAAUUCAAAAUUCUAGUUUACAGCUAUACAAAUAUGGAGGAAUAAAAGAUCCGCCAGAAAAUUAUGGAUUUACUAUAAGAGCAGGUAAUACAGACUAUCAAAUUCAAGUGAAAGUUACAGAUACUUCUGAAGUUUCGACUGAAGAAAACGGCAACAUUAUAACUUGCUUUCAAACAAACGCCGUUGAAGUGAAUGGCAUAAAUAGCUGGGGCAUCUCUAAAUGGUUAUACCAAAAUAUUGAAUAA
Molecule: messenger RNA, 1167 nt
Organism: Diabrotica balteata
Lineage: Eukaryota; Metazoa; Arthropoda; Insecta; Coleoptera; Chrysomelidae
Source: the annotation of a GenBank genome assembly